This is a messenger RNA of Camarhynchus parvulus, 1136 nucleotides long. RefSeq names its product inhibitor of growth family member 2 (gene ING2). Gene Ontology annotation, cellular component: nucleus. Lineage: Eukaryota; Metazoa; Chordata; Aves; Passeriformes; Thraupidae. The coding region runs from base 147 to 1010 and encodes 287 amino acids. The record is from RefSeq and is a predicted model, not a curated record. Gene Ontology annotation, biological process: positive regulation of DNA-templated transcription. The transcript is spliced from 2 exons.
GCCCGGCGAGCGCUCACCGCCCCCGGGCGCGGCCGCCCCAGGGCAACGGGGCGGCGACACGAGGAGGAGGAGAAGAAGAAGACGGAGAAGGGAGCGGGGCCGCCGCAAGGACCCCGCGCCCGGUGCGGGCGGUGCGGCGGCGGCGGAUGUGCUGCUGGCGCGGGGGGAUGAUGCUGGCGGGGCCGCAGCUGGUGGCGGGGCCGGCGGCGCCGGGCGGAGAGCGGGCCCGGCUGCUCUCGCUCUACGUGCAGGACUACCUGGAGUGCGUGGAGUCUCUGCCGCUGGACAUCCAGCGCAACGCCUCGCUGCUGCGGGAGAUGGACACGCAGUGCCAAGAAGCGCUAAAAGAAAUAGAUGAUGUCUAUGAAAAAUACAAGUCAGAAAACGAUCCUGUUCAGAAGAAACGCUUGCAGCAGCAUCUUCAGCGGGCAUUAAUCAACAGUCAAGAACUUGGAGAUGAAAAAAUUCAAAUAGUUACUCAGAUGCUAGAACUGGUAGAGAACAGAGCCCGUCAAAUGGAGACACACUCUCAGUGUUUCCAAGACCUGUCUGAGAACGAAAAGCCUCUAGAAAAGGCCAAGAUGGAGUCGUGCCAGCCAGAGAGAUCCUCACGCAGGCCUCGUCGCCAGCGAACCAGCGAGAGCCGCGACUUGUGCCACAUAGCCAAUGGCAUCGAUGACUGUGACGACCAGCCACCAAAAGAGAAAAGAUCAAAAUCUUCCAAGAAGAAAAAACCGCGCUCCAAAGCCAAACAGGAGAGAGAGGUUUCACCUGUAGAAUUUGUAAUUGAUCCCAAUGAACCGACUUACUGCUUAUGCAGCCAAGUGUCUUACGGCGAAAUGAUAGGAUGUGACAAUGAACAGUGCCCUAUUGAGUGGUUCCACUUUUCCUGUGUUGGACUGACAUACAAACCAAAGGGGAAAUGGUAUUGCCCCAGGUGCAGAGGAGACAAUGAGAAAACAAUGGACAAAUGUACUGACAAAUCAAAAAAAGAUAGGAGAUCGAGGUAGUGAAAACAAUUUGUUUUAGAGUUGCUCCUUUUAUAUUAAAAUGCUUCAUUUCCACAGAACAUUGUUUUAGGAAAUGCAUAAGACUAUGCAAUAAUUUUUAAUCUAUAAUAUUAAUAUUAAAAACUG